This is a messenger RNA of Melampsora larici-populina 98AG31, 1097 nucleotides long. RefSeq lists its product as uncharacterized. The transcript has 4 exons. The record is from RefSeq and is a predicted model, not a curated record. Gene Ontology annotation, molecular function: electron transfer activity. Gene Ontology annotation, cellular component: cytosol. Bases 67 to 882 code for a protein of 271 amino acids. NCBI's taxonomy places the organism in Eukaryota, Fungi, Basidiomycota, Pucciniomycetes, Pucciniales, Melampsoraceae.
GAACCACCCAACACCCAACACCCAAGACCUUCAAUUCCUUAGAAAAACCCCAUUGGUUGAUCAAGAAUGAGACCAAGUUUAAUUCAUCAAAUUAGAGUUUUAGUACCCAUCAAACGGACUAUCGAUUAUGCAGUAAAGAUUCGAGUUAAUUCAGCUAAAACUGGAGUAGAAACAAAUGGAGUUAAACAUUCAAUGAAUCCAUUUGAUGAAAUAGCCGUAGAAGAAGCGAUCAGAUUGAAAGAAAAACUAGGCGAAAAGAUUGAAUCGAUCACCUUACUGACCAUCACUUCUAACAAAAAAGGAGGUCAAGAAGUUUUACGUACAGGUUUAGCCAUGGGAGCCGAUUCAGGAAUCUUAAUAGAAUGGCCGUCGACCAAGCCUGAUUGCGAUCCCGAACCAUUAUCGGUUUCUAAAACGAUUCAAAAAGUGAUUCAAAAAUUAGGAGAAAAGAAACCUGAUUUGAUUAUUUGUGGUAAACAAUCGAUUGAUGAUGAUUCAUCACAAGUAGGUGGAAUGUUAUCGGGUUUAUUGAAUUGUUCUUUAGCACAAUAUAUCAGUUCGAUCGAAUUUGAUGCCAAUCAGAUGAGUUCGGCUAAAGUCAGUCGAGAGAUUGAUGGAGGGAUUGAAGAAUUAAAGGUACCUUUACCUGCUGUGGUGACGACUGAUUUAAGAUUAAAUGAACCUAGAUAUGCUUCAUUACCUAAUAUUAUGAAAGCAAAGAAGAAAUCAAUUAUUACUUAUACAACAGAAGAACUUGGAAUAGAUACAAACAAUCGAUUCGAAAUCUUAAAAGUAGAAGAACCACCUAAACGAAAAGGAGGAUUAAAAGUCGAAAAUGUAGAUGAAGUGAUUCAUAAAUUAAAAGAAGUUGGUGCAUUAUGAUUUGGUUUGACGAUAAACUUUUUUAGAUUGGCUUUUUUGCUUCUUUCUUACAUGAAAUUCAUUUGGUCUUGUGUUUUGUAUUUGAGUGCUUCUUUUCUCUCAUUUGCAUUUCAUGGUGUACUAUUAUUAUUAUUUGAAUCAAAUGUCGUUUAUCAUUCUUGAUUUUCAAAGGUGGCAAACCUUUGAAACUGAUGAUUAGCUUCAAUGCUUGUGUU